AAGAGAGAAUGAUGGGGAUGUCCAUGGAAAUCUCAUUUGCUCUGUUUGCCACACUAACAAUUCUACUCACUCUUUCUUCAACAGUCACUUCCCAUUACUCCUCCUUCUCUUCCACCACUUCUCCUGCUCAGCAUUCUUCAUCUUCCUCGUCGCCCUCCGAAUGGCGAUCUGCGCACGCUACUUACUACGCCGCCGCAGAUCCCAGGGACGCGGUAGGCGGCGCGUGCGGCUAUGGUGACCUUGUCAAAGCUGGUUACGGCAUGGGCACUGUGGGUCUCAGUGAGUCUCUCUUCGAGCGGGGUCAGAUCUGUGGUGCCUGCUUCGAGCUCCGCUGCGUCGAUGACCUUCGUUGGUGUAUCCCCGGAACCUCCAUUAUCGUCACUGCUACGAAUUUCUGUGCGCCCAACUAUGGCUUCACAGCUGAGGGAGGUGGCCGUUGUAACCCUCCCAACAAGCAUUUCGUGCUCCCGAUUGAAGCUUUUGAGAAGAUAGCUAUUUGGAAAGCUGGGAACAUGCCGGUUCAGUAUCGCAGGAUAAAGUGCCGAAAGCAAGGAGGAAUGCGCUUUACAGUCACAGGUUCUGGGAUUUAUAUCUCAGUGCUGAUCAGCAAUGUAGCCGGCGCUGGAGACAUUGUGGCUGUGAAGGUGAAGGGCUCAAGAACAGGUUGGCUUCCAAUGGGUCGGAACUGGGGCCAAAACUGGCAUGUCAAUGCAUUACUACAGAACCAACCUCUUUCAUUUGAGGUCACUGGUAGUGAUGGGCUAACAGUGACAUCUUACAAUGUCGCUCCCAAGGAAUGGAGCUUCGGACAAACCUUUGAAGGCAAGCAAUUUGAGUCAUAAAUGCAUCACAAAAUAUAUAGCCAAGUACCAUUUCAUGUCCCCCCCCCCCACCCAAAAAAAAAAGCUCCCUCAAGGGAAUAGGUAUAUAGGUAGCUUGUUUUUACGUCUUUUGAUUUUUUUACGUUUCUGGAGGAGAUAGUGUGUAGACUGCAUAAAUUUGUUGAAUUGAGGAUUGGUGGCUUGCAUAGUAUAUAGGUGAAGAUGAUCCCAUUUCGCUUUCACAUUA
Molecule: messenger RNA, 1068 nt
Organism: Neltuma alba
Lineage: Eukaryota; Viridiplantae; Streptophyta; Magnoliopsida; Fabales; Fabaceae
Product: expansin-A13
Exons: 4
Coding region: 9-842 (277 amino acids)
Biological process (GO): plant-type cell wall organization
Cellular component (GO): extracellular region
Source: RefSeq, a predicted model, not a curated record